Messenger RNA from Ruditapes philippinarum (Manila clam), 2266 nucleotides. Its product is annotated as ATP-binding cassette sub-family G member 5-like. NCBI's taxonomy places the organism in Eukaryota, Metazoa, Mollusca, Bivalvia, Venerida, Veneridae. Gene Ontology annotation, molecular function: ABC-type transporter activity; ATP binding; ATP hydrolysis activity. Bases 174 to 2111 code for a protein of 645 amino acids. The transcript has 13 exons. Gene Ontology annotation, cellular component: plasma membrane. Gene Ontology annotation, biological process: cholesterol homeostasis. The record is from RefSeq and is a predicted model, not a curated record.
GUCCUCAAUCAAAACAAGUCGCCAUGUAACAAAGUAAUAAUUUGACCAUGACAUUGAGUGUUUUAACAUCUAACUAUGAAUCAUCUCUAUCAUGUAUUUACCAAUGAAAUACAUUUCCUGUGUUCUUGAAUUCUUACCAGAACAAUGACUACAGGACAAUAAUUACAGUAACCAUGGAAACUACAACAAGCGCGUUUGACAUUCCGGUAAAUUAUAUUUUGGGGAGAUGCACAUUUGGUAACUGGGACGACGACGACGAAGAGGCAGAGACCACCCUUAGUGUUCUUAAUGUAUCAUACGUGGUCAAAGAAAGGAUCGGACCAUGGUGGAAAGGGGCGUGUUUUCGGAGGAUCAAGCAUAAGGUGGUGCUAAGAGAUGCCAGCAUGCACAUGAAAUCUGGGCAAAUAACAGCGAUUCUCGGCGGGUCAGGUUCAGGUAAAACAUCAUUGUUAGACUGUAUAGCAUCGAGAGCUAAUGGUACUGUGUCAGGAAAGGUGUACUAUAACAACAUGGAGUGUACAAAAGAUAUAGCUCAAACAUUUACAAGCUACGUCAUGCAGGCUGAUAGAUUGUUACCAAAUCUUACAGUAAGAGAAACUCUACGAUAUAGUGCACAAUUACGGUUGCCUGGUAACGCUUCAAAAUUUGACAUCGAAGAAAAGGUCAGUAAGGUGAUUAUAGAGAUGGGACUGAAAAACGUGGCCGACUCAAGGAUAGGGGGCAGUAUUAUAAGGGGGAUUUCCGGGGGAGAAAAGAGACGCGUCACAGUUGCUAUACAGUUAUUACAGAAUCCAAAAAUAUUGCUUCUGGAUGAACCAACUUCCGGUUUAGAUUCGUUCACGGCGAGAAGUUUGAUUUCCUCUCUGGCAGACCUAGCCCACAACAGCAAGAAAAUAGUGCUUCUAACAAUUCACCAGCCAAGAUCUGAAAUAUUUAAACUGUUUGAUCAGGUUGCUUUAUUAUCCCGAGGACAAAUGGUUUAUUUUGGACCCGCAGAUAAAAUGGUUCCCUACUUCAGCGAGCUCGGGUACCAGUGUCCUACAUACACAAAUCCAUCCGACUAUUUUGUUGAUUUGGCAAGCGUGGAUAGACGUGACAAUGGACGACAAGAAGAGUCGUCUGAAAGAGUUAAAGAACUUGCUACAUCAUACAGCAACUCCACCAUGCACAAAGAUGUCGUCUACCAGAUAAUCGAGGAUACUAUGAAACCUACCACGGGCAGACAACUCUUCACACAGAAAAUAACUUACUACAGACCACAGAAAUCCGGCUUCUUCAGAACAUUAUAUACUUUACUAGGGCGGAUGACAAUGAAUGUAUUCCGGGACAGAACGAGUUACCUAUCUAGAAUAUUCAUGCUGUCAUUGUUUGUCCCGUUUAUAUGCGUAUUCCUUGGUCAUCUUGGACGGAACCAGACCAGUGUACAAGAUAGGAUUGGUUUAUUGUACCAAAGUUCACAAGUCCCGCCAUACGUCGCCGCUUUAAACGCGGCAGGGUUAUUUCCGCCGUUGAGAGAUUUAUACUACAGGGAGUGUUCUGAUGGUCUGUACUCGCCGACAACGUUCCUGUUAGCAUAUGUGAUGCACAUCAUGCCGUUCACAAUUGUCAGCUCAGGAAUAUUCUCUAGUGUCGUAUACUGGGUUACUGGACUACAGCCAUUGACAGAAAAGUUUAUACACUUCUCUUCUCUAAUAUUCUUCCUGAACUUCUUCGGUGAAAUAAUGUGUGUGCUAGUGAUGGGUGCUUUCAUGAACCCUGUCUUGGCAACAAGCACUUCCGGUUUGAUAUUGUCUGCUUCAGGACUGAUGGCGUCAGGAUUCUUAAGAAAUUUGGACAAAAUGAUACCAAUCUUUCAAUGGAUAGCUUGGGGGAAUAUCUUCAAGUACGCCGGAGAAAUUCUUGCAGCAAACGAAUUCCAUGAUUUGGAUCUCUCGUGUGGUAAAAAUGGCACAUUUUGUUUCCCUAACGGUGACACGUUUUUGAAAUUAGUGUAUCCGGAAGCUGUUGACAAUUUGACACGUAAUUUCUGGGCUGUAGGAGGAUUUACAACUGCCACGUUUAUAUGUGUCAUAGUGGUAUUCAAGUUACGUGGAAUACCGAACUUGAGUUGAGUUACUGUUGAUGAAUAUAAUGUACAGUUGGGCGCAAUGAACAGUGAAGAUUAUCAUUGACUCGUGAAAUAAAAUAUACUUUCUUGUUUAAAAUAUCUCAGAUAUUUUUAUGGCAAAUGACAUCGCUGUUGUGAUGUUCUGUAUUUGCAACUGAU